Zygotorulaspora mrakii is the source of this 801-nucleotide messenger RNA. RefSeq names its product Mgm101p (gene MGM101). Gene Ontology annotation, molecular function: single-stranded DNA binding. The record is from RefSeq and is a predicted model, not a curated record. Gene Ontology annotation, biological process: interstrand cross-link repair; recombinational repair. Bases 1 to 801 code for a protein of 266 amino acids. Lineage: Eukaryota; Fungi; Ascomycota; Saccharomycetes; Saccharomycetales; Saccharomycetaceae. Gene Ontology annotation, cellular component: mitochondrial nucleoid; mitochondrial chromosome. The transcript has a single exon.
AUGUUGUUUGUAUCUCGAGCGCGCUCAGUUUAUAAUAGGAGAGCUGUGGGCGGUUCUCUCUUGAAACUGCUCAGCACAGCAAUACCAUCCGAAACUGCCUAUAACAAGAAAAUAUCACCCACAGUGAAGCAAAUUCCGAGCCACGUAAGCACCGGUAAUGUCGUAACAAAUGGGAGUUCCAUGAAUGCUCCUCUUGCCGAUUAUUCAAGUAAUUUGAACAAAAGUUUAGGAGGUAAACCCUUAGAACACCCUGUCAUUGCCAACAAUGGUUCCAAUGAUAAUGGUAUAGACUGGUAUACAUCAUGGUAUGGUAUUGGCUCUCAACCAUUUGAUGCAAACGUGCAGGAGGCCCUUGGUCAAGCCUUGGACCCGCUGGAUAUUGAAAUAAAGCCCGAUGGUUUAAUAUACUUACCGGAAAUCAAGUAUCGACGGAUUUUGAAUAAAGGUUUUGGAGCUGGUGGCUGGGGUUUGGUACCCAGAUCCGAAACUAUAGUGACUUCUAAGUUAGUGACAAGGGAAUACGGACUAGUGUGUCAUGGUCAGCUCGUAAGUGUUGCUCGCGGUGAACAAGAUUAUUUCAGUGACGCUGGGAUUCCCACUGCCACUGAGGGUUGCAAAAGUAAUGCGUUGAUGAGGUGCUGUAAAGACCUAGGCGUCGGGUCUGAGUUGUGGGACCCAGUCUUUAUUAAAAAGUUCAAGACAACUCAAUGCGUGGAAAAAUUCGUGGAGCACAUUACGACCAAAAAGAAGAAGAAAAUUUGGCUCAGAAAAGAUAGGCAGGUCGAAUACCCCUAUAAAUAG